AUGGCGACAACUUCUCCUGAUCCCCGAGCGGCGGCUGAUUUGGCUUACACGGCAUUCGAAGACACUGUGACAAAAGAAGUGCCACAAAUGUCUCCGCUAGCCGAGGACAGCUCCGCCGUGCUUUUCUUUAAUGGUGGGAUUCGUGGCAAUCCCGGCCCGGGUGGUGCGGGCGCUAUUAUAAUUACAAAUUUGGGUCUUUAG
Messenger RNA from Peronospora matthiolae, 201 nucleotides. NCBI's taxonomy places the organism in Eukaryota, Oomycota, Peronosporomycetes, Peronosporales, Peronosporaceae. The record is from the annotation of a GenBank genome assembly.